AUGGCUUCUACAAGGCUCCCAAUCCAUCAUAGUCUAAUUACCGUCACUUUUCUCGGUACUGCAUCUGCCCAGCCAUCUUCAACAAGAAACCAUUCAGCUCUUGCCCUACGAUUAGGCUCCGAUGUCUGGCUCUUUGACUGUGGAGAAGCUACCCAGCAUCAGCUGCAGCGGAGCACCGUCAAGAUGGGAAGGAUUGAAAAAAUCUUUAUCACGCAUACUCACGGCGAUCAUAUCUUUGGCUUGCUACCUCUGCUAGCAUCAUGUCUAAAUGGCACCGGCGGACAGAUUGAAGGUGAAGACGAUCCAAGGACGCAUCUGGACAUACAGCAGCCAGUGAGCCUUAGUCCGUUGGAGAUAUAUGGGCCUUUAGGCACCCGAGCCUACGUCCGCAACGGCCUUGCAUAUACGCACUCGCUCCUAGGCAGGCCCUAUGUUGUCCACGAACUCCGUUUUCCCUCAGAUCCAGCAGAUGGAGACUUCACCUCAAUGCCCUCCCUCGCGUCAGAGUCUCCCACAGGUCGAAAUAUCCAACAGACUAACGGAGUCUGGUCGGAUAUCUACUCGGACACCGUCCUCUCUGUCUCAGCUGCACCCAUCUUGCACUCGGCCCCUUGCGUGGGCUAUGUUGUUACCGAAGCCAAGGUCCCAGGAAAGGUGGACCCUAAAAAGUACAUCCCGGACUUAAAGAGAACGAACACGUCAAUGUCCGUCAUGAGGCAGCUGCAGCUAGGCCAAUCUGUGCAGCUCUCCGAUGGUACUAUCCUUCAUGGACCUUCACCAAAAGACGGACGCAAAAUUGUCAUACUUGGGGACACAUAUGACCCAUCCCAGAUCGCAGGAAUUGCCAAAGAAGCAGACUUGCUGAUCCAUGAAGCGACGAAUGCUCAUUUACCCGGCACCGACGAGGACACAAAGGACACGGACACCUAUGAAACAGUCGAGGCGCGAGCAAUAUCAAGGGGCCACUCGACGCCACAGAUGGCAGGGAGGUUUGCGAAAAAAAUCGGAGCUCGGCGUCUGAUUUUAAAUCACUUCUCCUCGAGAUAUGCAGGCAAUGAUGACGUUGACGAGGAGGCGAGAAAGAUCAUGAAUGCUAUUGCUAAGCUGGCGCAGGAUGAAUAUGGCGAUGUAGUGAUGUGCGCACGCGACUUGAUGAGUGUCGAUGUUCGUCAUUCAGAUAGCAAAGAAAUAAAAACGUAG
Messenger RNA from Desarmillaria tabescens, 1200 nucleotides. Its product is annotated as beta-lactamase-like protein. Gene Ontology annotation, molecular function: 3'-tRNA processing endoribonuclease activity. The coding region runs from base 1 to 1200 and encodes 399 amino acids. Gene Ontology annotation, biological process: tRNA processing. The record is from RefSeq and is a predicted model, not a curated record. Lineage: Eukaryota; Fungi; Basidiomycota; Agaricomycetes; Agaricales; Physalacriaceae. Gene Ontology annotation, cellular component: nucleus. The transcript has 3 exons.